Molecule: messenger RNA, 1014 nt
Organism: Dendronephthya gigantea
Lineage: Eukaryota; Metazoa; Cnidaria; Anthozoa; Malacalcyonacea; Nephtheidae
Exons: 5
Coding region: 1-1014 (337 amino acids)
Cellular component (GO): membrane
Molecular function (GO): carbohydrate binding
Source: RefSeq, a predicted model, not a curated record
AUGGUGAUCCACAAAGCUCAUUAUGGUGAUUUCAAUAAAAGCAGGACAUUUGAUGUGAAUGCAGCCAUUGAUGCGCAGUGUAGUAGACUAACAAACUGUCAGGUGAAACCUCUUUGUAGUGGAAAAAGUUCCUGUGAACUGACCGUCAACAAUAAUUUACUGCCAUCAAAAUAUUGCCCUGAUAUUGCAAAAGAACUUUAUGUUGAAUACACGUGUGUGGAUAAUUACGUAGAACCCAUAACAACAGCUACCAACAUAAGAUUAUCCAAGUCACCUAACAAAGGUUUCCUUGAAAUAAAAAACGGUUCCACUUGGAGAAAAGUUAAUGAAGAAAUUCCGUUUAAGAACCGGGAAAACAUCCUGUGUGAGCGUUUAGGAUUCAUUGGGACAAGUUGGAACAAUGUCAGUACAAAGGAAAUUGGAAACAGACAAGUUAUUGCAACCGGUGAUCUCUGUUAUAACAACACAAAAUCAAGCAAUACCCCUUGUUGUACCCAUCUUCUACUUUCUACGGUCGCUCCUGACAUCAAGUUGCCAUAUUUCACAUGCAGUGAGAUAUGCGAGAACCCAUUGUUACAGAACGAAACUAAGUUUCCAGACACUGUAUUUUCUGGAAGUGGUUCUACUGACAAUACCAAGUACAAAGAAGCGAGAUUUUCUAGCAAUGGUUGGUGUCCAACCGAGUCUGGAAACAAAUAUCUUAAGAUUGACCUUCUAAACGAAUAUCACAUAACACGCGUAAUGAUUAUGGGUGAUAAAGAUCAGACAAAGUCGAGUGGAUCUUAUUCAUUGAAAUACAGUCAUAAUGAAAGUUUGGUAGACGGUGGUAGUGGUUUACAGAUAACAGGAAACAUGUACAGCUUUCAAGCAUCGACUACGGACGUUGAUAUUUAUAAUGCGAGAUAUAUCAAGAUACAAUCAACUGGAAAUACAGACUUUUGUCUCAGAAUAGAACUCUGCGGAGAAGACACAGGAUGGUCAACUAAAGAAUACUCAGACAAUAGUUUACCAUAA